AUGAAGAGUAAACACAUACUUCUGGCUAGUUUUAUACUAGCUCAGCUGAUUUAUGUCAACGGCUUUGCGUGGGCCGUAGUCGGUGUAGCUACCACCGCUCUCGGUAUGAUUGUUAAAAUCAUCGAUCAAACUCAAACUUGGACGGUGGAGGUCUACAACGAAGGAAGGCACCAUGCUCACAUGUGGUGCGCAGAUAAGAACAGAAGAAUCGGGGGAGACGAUGGAGUAUGGGUCAAACCAGGAGAUAAAAUAAUGUUCUCAUUUAGAAAAAGUGCGAGCGCUCAGUUCUGGUGUACUAUGGACUGGUACGGACAGCGAGUGGGAUGGGAUGUUUACGUCCACAACUGGGAUGAUGCUCCGAACCCAACGAAAUGGUCCAUCAGGGAUGAUGGGGUCUACGAUCAAUGGAGGAAUAGGAAGUGGAGGAACCUGAACAGUUAA
Molecule: messenger RNA, 441 nt
Organism: Danaus chrysippus (African queen)
Lineage: Eukaryota; Metazoa; Arthropoda; Insecta; Lepidoptera; Nymphalidae
Source: the annotation of a GenBank genome assembly